Molecule: messenger RNA, 1526 nt
Organism: Rhodotorula graminis WP1
Lineage: Eukaryota; Fungi; Basidiomycota; Microbotryomycetes; Sporidiobolales; Sporidiobolaceae
Exons: 6
Coding region: 1-1500 (499 amino acids)
Biological process (GO): peptidyl-proline hydroxylation to 4-hydroxy-L-proline
Cellular component (GO): endoplasmic reticulum
Molecular function (GO): L-ascorbic acid binding; procollagen-proline 4-dioxygenase activity; iron ion binding
Source: RefSeq, a predicted model, not a curated record
AUGGGCAAGCACGGCAAGGCCCUCAAGAAACGCCGACUCGAGCAACAAGCCGCCCACGCUACCCUCGCCUCGCCCGACUCGGCCGACGACGACCACGCCAACGUCGACUCGUCUGCUCGCGACUUUCUCGGCGGCCUCGUCAGCCCCGCCGAGCUCGCCUACGCCGUCAAGACGCUCGACACGCUCGUCAAGCAUCCCGACCUCCUCGCCGACAAGCACAACACGCCUCACCUGCGCCCGCUGCGCCGCGCCGUGUUUGACUUUCAGCGCACCGCCGCCGACCUCGCCGGAACCGGCAACUCGCUCUCGUCGCGCAUCUCGGCCGCCCUCACCCACCACCGCCACGUCGACGCCCUCGUCCUCCUCGCCGAGCUCCGCAUCCGCGACCAGCACCCCAAGCUCGGCGCACUCCAGCGUUGGGUGCGCGACUGUGAUGCCGCCUCGAGGUCCGACGGCUCAUUCGGCGACGACAUGGUCCUGCGCGUCCUCGACGCCGUCCUGCGCUGCACCAACGGCGAGCCCCGACCCGGCGACGACGACGGCCUCGUGCGCGGUACCGUGGGCCAGGUCGUCGUACGCCAACACGAGUGGAUCCACCGCAAACCCGCAGACGAGGGCAUCUACCGCGACAUCGUCGCCGGCCGCUUCCCUCCACCCGCCGAACGUGACGCACUCGCGUCGCAGUUCUCGCUCCUCCACACCGUCCCUGCCGCCGACCGCCUCCCGCCCAACCUCCACCCGGCCCUCCUCUUCUCGUCCUCGCCCGGCGCCAUCCGGCUCUCGCCGUCGCCGCCCACGCCCGUCGAGCGUCUCGACGUGCCGCAUGUCCCCGGCGCCUUCCUCCUCACCAACGUCCUGUCGCCCGCCGAGUGCCGCAGCAUCCUCGCGCACGCCGAGGCCGUCGGGUUCCGCCCCGACCAGCCCGUCGACGGCGACCAGAGCGUCCUCGCGCACAACUUGUACUGGCUCGCCGACAAGCCGUUCCUCGACACGUUCUGCGCCAGGUUCCUCCACCUGUGCCCCCAGCUCAUCGACGGCAAGAGGGUGCGCGGCAUCAACGCCCGCUUCCGGGUGUACCGCUACGUCCCUGGCGCCAUCUACCGCCCGCACAUCGACGGCGCGUGGCCGGCGAGCGGCGUCGACCCCGAAACGGGCGAGUACCUGUACGACUCGUCGCCCCACGACAAGCCGCAGUGGUCGAGGUUGACCUUCCUCAUCUACCUCAACGACUCGUUCCUCAAUGGCUGCACGACCUUCUUCCUCCCCUCGUCGCGCCCGUCGACGCUCAACGCCUUUCCCGUCAAGCCGUCGCAGGGCUGCGCCCUCGUCUUCCCGCACGGCGACUCGCGCGGCUCGCUCCUGCACGAGGGCAGCCCGGUCGGCGAGGGCGGCGCCAAGUACGUCAUCCGCACCGAGGUCCUGUACGACGCGUACGAGCAGGUGCCCGAGGGCGUCGUUGGCGGCAAGGAGGGCGAGAAGGACGAGGGCGUCGAGGUCUGAGCGGGCGAGUCUUGGUCGGGCUCGGU